This is a messenger RNA of Symbiodinium sp. CCMP2456, 1251 nucleotides long. NCBI's taxonomy places the organism in Eukaryota, Dinophyceae, Suessiales, Symbiodiniaceae. The record is from the annotation of a GenBank genome assembly.
AUGGUGGUGCUAUCAGCUGCCAUCGUGAAGAAGGAUAAGACGUUGGUAGCACGCCAGUUUGUGGAGAUGACUCGGCUCCGGAUCGAGGGCCUGCUGGGAGCUUUCACAAAGCUCAUCGACACCGGCAAGGACCACACCUUCGUCGAGACGGAGUCCGUCCGCUACGUCUACCAACCCAUGGAGGCCUUGAACCUCGUUGUCAUUACAAACAAGGCCAGCAACAUCCUGGAGGACUUGGAAACUUUGCGGCUGCUGGCCAAGGUAGUGCAGGACUGCUGCGAGAUCCAGGUCUCCGAGGAGAACGUGCUCAAGCACGCCUUCGACAUAGUUUUCGCCUUCGAUGAGGUUAUCUCCUUCGGCUACCGCGAAAGUGUCACACUCUCCCAGAUUAAGACCUACACGGAGAUGGACAGCCACGAAGAGAGGUUGCACAUGAUGGUGGAGCAGAGCAAAAUAAACGAGGCCAGAGAAAUGGCCAAGAAGAAGCAGAUGGAGCUUGCCAAGCAGCGCGCACUCCAGCCGAAGGACGCCGCAGGGCCCGGCUUCGGCAGCGACUCGUUGCCUGGCAUCGGUCCCAGCAGCAUGGGAGGCGGCUCCUUCCAGGACACGAUGCCAUCGAUGGGAGGAGGUGCCUCCUUCGGCAACGACAGCACCGCGCCCUGGACGAGCUCCAUGGUGGAGGACACCGGGCCUGCGCCGUUGAAGCCUGGUGCACCGAAAAAGGGUAUGGCGCUGGGCAAGAAAAAGAAUGCAGAUGUGCUUGGCAGCAUGGGCAUUCCGGAGCCCACACCGUCUCCGGAGGCCGUUGCUGAAGAGCCUGCAGCUGCUCCGGCAUACAAUCCUUUGAUGGAUCCCGUUAGAGUGGACAUCGAGGAGAAGAUUACCGCGGACCUGCAAGUGGAGGGCGGGUUGGAAGGUGAAGCCGUCUGCACUGGCCAGUUCCAGGUGACGGUGCUCGAUGCCUCCAAGGCAGACCUCGCUGCCUUCAGGUUGGCCCCGCAGAACCAGGAGUUCAGGUACAAGAUUCACCCGAACCUGAACAAGACGUCGCAUGCAAACAACGUCUUGGAGGUUCGAGAGGCUUCUCGGGCCUACAGGGCGAAUGCGCCGGUUCCACUCGUCAAGUGGCAGUUCAAGAGCAGCAAUGAAGAUUUUUUGCCUGUGCAGAUCAGCUGCUGGCCAUCCACUACAGCAGAUGGCACGCAGAUCGUCGUAGAGUUGGAGCUGACCGACACGAGCGUCACGCUCGAG